GCUGCUGCUGCUGCUGCUGCUGCUGCUGCUGCUGCUGCUGCUGCUGCUGCUGCUGCUGCUGUCAGCAGUUGCUGCUUUCAGCUGCUGCUGCUGCUGCUGCUGCUGCUGUCAGCUACUGCUGCUAUCAGCUACUGCUGCUAUCAGCUGCUGUUGCUUGCUAGUUCAUUGGAAAGGGCGCUGCAGUUCGAAAGGAUUAGUAAUGCAUUCUUUUUGCUGGUCAAGGAUUACUUGCGAAGAUAUUUCAAACCGAACAGUGCUGAGGUACGAGUGAAUUUUGUGGCUUAA
Molecule: messenger RNA, 285 nt
Organism: Gongylonema pulchrum
Lineage: Eukaryota; Metazoa; Nematoda; Chromadorea; Rhabditida; Gongylonematidae
Source: the annotation of a GenBank genome assembly